Messenger RNA from Arctia plantaginis, 301 nucleotides. Lineage: Eukaryota; Metazoa; Arthropoda; Insecta; Lepidoptera; Erebidae. The record is from the annotation of a GenBank genome assembly.
UAAGACCAAGAAGGCCGCCGCCGCCGCCGCGGCUGCCGCUUCCGCUUCGGCCGCAUCGGGAUCACCGUCUAAGUCGAAGGCAUCUUCAGCGCCGAAAGACAAGAAGACGGCCGCCGCCAAAAAGAAGCCCGCCGCCAAGAAGGCCGCCGCGCCGGCCAAAGCGAAGGGCGGCGCAGCCCCCAAGGCCAAGAAGACCGCGAAACCACCCACGAAGAAACCAAAGGCACCUAAACCUAAGAAGGCCGCAGCCACACCCAAGUCGAAGCCCGCCGCGAAGAAAACGGCCGCAGCAAAGAAGUAA